UGAUGUUUCACUGAACACAGAGGACGUAAUAAUAAUCCAGCACCAUGAGCCGGACCACCUUUUUUGAGGCCUCACUUGAACAAAAGAUUCACUUUGAACAACAGAGAUCAAGCAGAAUUUGGGAAUUCAUAAAAAAAAAGGUGAGGAUCCUGGAUGCCAACACGAAAGAGCACCUUUGUUUUUUAGAUAAGGUGGAGCCCUACUCAACAAUAGGAGACAUCAAGAGCCUUUUUCACAAAUCAUAUCCUCAAUGGUAUCCUGCAAGACAGGCCCUGAGGCUUGAUCCCAAGGAAAAAUCACUCCGAGAUGAUGAAAUCUUACAGAGUCUACCAGUUGGGACCACUGCCACCAUGUACUUCAGAGAUCUUGGUCCACAGUUAGGUUGGACUAUGGUGUUUAUGGCAGAGUGCUUCGGGCCUCUUUUCACCUACCUCCUCUUUUAUUUUCGAGUGCCAUACAUUUACUCACACGAAUAUGGCUUUACCUCAAGUCCCCAUCCUGUUGUCAGACUGGCCUGUGCCUGUCACACCUUCCAUUAUAUGAAGAGGCUGAUAGAGACUAUCUUUGUGCAUCGUUUCUCCCAUGGGACCAUGCCUCUCGGGACAAUGGUCAGGAAUUGUGCCUAUUACUGGGGUCUCUCAGCUUGGUUGGCAUACUACAUCAACCACCCUCUUUACACACCUCCAUCAUAUGGAGAACUACAAGUCAGCUAUGCAUUAGUCAUGUUUGCUAUGUGUGAACUUGGAAACUUCUCCGUUCACUUGACUCUUACUAAUCUCAGAGGAGAGGGGUCCAGGAGCAGACGGUUUCCUAUGCCAACAAAGAACCCCUUCACAUGGCUAUUUUUCUUUGUAUCCUGUCCAAAUUACACAUAUGAGGUCGGAGCUUGGGUGAGCUUCUCCAUCAUGACCCAGUGUCUCCCAGUGGCAUUGUACACAUUACUAGGCUUCAUCCAGAUGACCAUCUGGGCCAAAGGGAAGCACAGAGCCUACAGCAGGGAGUUCAAGGACUACCCAAACCUCCGGAUGGCCAUUAUCCCCCUGAUUCUCUGAUAGUGAUCAAAAACAUGAAUUAUUGUAGCAUAUAAGGCAUGUAUAUUCACUUCCCUCAAGUGUUUUUUACUAAAACAAAGAGGUUUGCUGCUGCUUAAGCCAGCACUAUGCAAGUUGUUUUCAUGAACUGGAGUGGGAAUGGGAGCAAUAAUAUUUUGGCAAU
Perca flavescens (yellow perch) is the source of this 1215-nucleotide messenger RNA. It is a transcript of the gene tecrl2a, whose product is annotated as trans-2,3-enoyl-CoA reductase-like 2a. The transcript is spliced from 14 exons. NCBI's taxonomy places the organism in Eukaryota, Metazoa, Chordata, Actinopteri, Perciformes, Percidae. Gene Ontology annotation, biological process: very long-chain fatty acid biosynthetic process. Gene Ontology annotation, molecular function: oxidoreductase activity, acting on the CH-CH group of donors. The record is from RefSeq and is a predicted model, not a curated record. The coding region runs from base 45 to 1052 and encodes 335 amino acids.